Molecule: messenger RNA, 2735 nt
Organism: Cloeon dipterum
Lineage: Eukaryota; Metazoa; Arthropoda; Insecta; Ephemeroptera; Baetidae
Gene: Coq9
Product: ubiquinone biosynthesis protein COQ9, mitochondrial
Exons: 6
Coding region: 156-1001 (281 amino acids)
Biological process (GO): ubiquinone biosynthetic process
Cellular component (GO): mitochondrial inner membrane
Molecular function (GO): lipid binding
Source: RefSeq, a predicted model, not a curated record
CAAAAAAGGGGCGUGGUUAUUGUUACGUAACAGCAAGGACGACACACCCCCUUAGCUUAUGUUUUUGUAGCUGUCGGUUUAACAGAGGAGGACAAGUAGAAAAAUCGCUGUUUUCACUAUUCCGAGGUUCGGUUCUUCUUUGGAAAAUUGACAGGAUGCUCGCGAGAUACUUACCAUUGCUCCAAUGUUAUGGAAAUAUCAUGGGCAGAACGACCAUCAUCGCUCGGCCACUCCUCGCUUCAAAUUUUUCUACAAACAGAACGACCAGCCAAGACGCAAAUGCUUCGGCCCAAAGUGAAGGUCGUAGAGAGGAGCAGGACUCUUCAUCCAAAGAAGAUGACGUCAAGUUUAAAAUAUUCAAUGCAGCUCUCCCUCUGGUGCACCAGUUAGGAUGGACCAAAGAAUGCCUGGAAGCUGGGGCAGAAUCGAUCGGCUUAUCCAAGUCGAGCCACGGCAUUUUCGAGCAUGGCGGAACUUCGUUUGUGCAUUUCUUCCACAGAAACUGCAAUAAAGAGUUGAGGAAAAUCGCCAAAGACGAACAGAUAGAGUCUGCUAAAAGUGAUGAACUAACCAAAGUACACCAGCUGCUGGAGCAAAGGCUGCAGAUGAUCUUGCCAUACCUGCCCCAGUGGCCGCAAGCCAUGGCCCUGAUGGCACGUCCCCACAGUUCUUUAGAUUCGUACAAACUGCUCUACGAGCUGGCCGAUGACAUUUGCUUCUUUGCUGGCGACCGAUCUCUCAAUGCUACUUGGUACACAAAAAGAGCAGCAGUCGCUGGGCUUUACAUCACUGGGGAACUCAGUCUAGUCCAAGACAAAAGCGCAAACUGUGAUGAGUCGUGGCGGAUGCUUGCACGCAGGAUAGAUGACCUGAGGAAGGUUGAGGAGUUCGGUGGAAGCUGCAGUCGCCAGCAGGAAAUCCUCAAGGACAUCGCGCAGUCUUCACUCACAUUGAUUCGUAAUUUGACGGGCAUGCAGUCUUACCAAAGGAACUCCAGAUGAGAUAAGGAAUAGCGAUAGAAUUGUUGAUAGCGAUUAAAAAGGACUGAAAAGAAUUAAUUUUGGUCUUAUUUUCUCAAGCUUGCAUUCAAUUAAAUAACUAAAAAGUUAGAAAUUGAUUUAAAAAGUGAGUUUUUGUUCUAUUUAGAUGUAAUUUGGUUAUUAGACAAAUAUUGAAGACUCAAAUGAAUCCCUGGAUCAUUUUUUGGCAUUACUAGAAAUACUUGAAAAUUCCCUUUAAAGUGAGUGUCGUGGGCUUUUGUAAUUAACGUUGUAUAAAACUAAAUAUAUUCUGAAAGCUGUUGAAAUUUCCUGUUUCAAAAAUUUUUGUAACAAUUUAUUUGAGAAUCAGGCUUGAAAAUCCGAGAUUUAAGUGGAUCGGAAAUUUCCCUGGGUGAUAUAAUUGAACAAGAUAUUUAAACAAGUGUUUCAAGAUUACCGCUAAUUUCCCUUAAUUCUGAUUAUUUUCGUUCCAUUAAGCUUUUAAUAAUUUAAUUCAAUUUACCUACAACUCAAGUAGCUCCAGGUUAUUGAUAUACUCAAGUAAAAGUCAAAUUUAUAUGGUUGUUUCACUUCUUUAUUGAAACAGAAGGACAAUAACUCCCUAAAUUACGUACUUCACAUAUUCCUUCAUUUGAACCUUUCAUUAUAAUUAUAAUUUUUCGCAUCAUAUGGUGGUAAAAGAUAAUACAAACACAAUCAUACUCAAGCAAGCAAUCUGGUCUCUUAUUUUGAUUGAUAAUUAAAGUGUUCAUCUCGCGACGUGUAAACACAACAUUUUCGGUAGGAUGAGAAAUAUGCUAGUCACUUGAUUUCGAACCAAUACAGUUUGGUAUUUAAGUUGUACAAAAUCCUGCCGAGCCACUUGGCAAAGUUGUCAUGGUGUGAAAAUGGAUUUCAACAGACGCACUCUCUGUCUCGAAUCAAAACACGUGGUGGCUCAGUCACUCUUUUGAAACAUUCAACACUAAAACAAAACUCGCGCCUAGCUCGGAAUGGAAAACAUUGUAAUGACGGUGGUUAUAAUCCUGUUAGCAGACAUCUUGCAUCAUCUAUGAGAUCAGGACUGAAUUAAUUAAUUUACCCUGCUGGGCGCCUCUCUAUUUUUGGUAUGACACGCCUAAAGUACGGGGUUCAAAUGACAAUGGGCUUUUUUUAACGACUGCCACUAAAUGAAUAGCAACAGUUCUAAAUGCAUAGUAACACUAGUAGUUUCAUCUUUUUUAUCUUCACCUCGUUCAAUAUUACUUACACAUCAGUUGGUAGGUUUCUAUCAGCCAUGAGUUCUCCAAUGAGCUUUGUCGAUUGGUUAAGCUUGGAAGGAGGAGCGGUUAAAAUUUAAUCUAAUUUUCAAAGAGAAAAAAAUCAAGUUCAUGGCCACUUGGAAAAUUUUCCAAAAUAGAGCCGUGGAUACUUUCACUUUUGGUUUGAUAAAUACCCCGGCAUAACUUCCUAAUUUAAUGAAAAAUUUAGUAAUUUUUGUCUGCUUAUUGAUAAACAAUCAAUUCUUUCAUGAUCUCCACAAAUAAAAAGCAAUGAUAGUUAGAAAAACUUUAACUGGUUGCUUGUAUUAACAUAAAAAAAUACUUUCAAACUUGGAAGAUACGCAGGGUUGCCUUGUAAGUACUGUAAUUUGUUGAAAUAGAUUUUAUCACUGUUUGAUUUGAAUUAAAAGAGCCUCACUCCAAGCUUCAAUUCUCUUCGUUUAAAAUUUGAACAUCUUAUUGCGUAUUGCCG